Sorghum bicolor (sorghum) is the source of this 828-nucleotide messenger RNA. Its product is annotated as MYB-like transcription factor ETC3. NCBI's taxonomy places the organism in Eukaryota, Viridiplantae, Streptophyta, Magnoliopsida, Poales, Poaceae. Gene Ontology annotation, molecular function: transcription cis-regulatory region binding. Gene Ontology annotation, cellular component: nucleus. The transcript has 3 exons. The coding region runs from base 156 to 392 and encodes 78 amino acids. Gene Ontology annotation, biological process: cell differentiation. The record is from RefSeq and is a predicted model, not a curated record.
GCUAGGUCUGAUAGGCAACCACCACUUCUCUCUUUAAAAACCUGAGCUUUGCCCAUACCUCUAUCUUGUCCAGGGACUCAAGAGAUCAGGAGGCAAUUACAAGGGUGGAAGAAAAAUCUAGCCUUAACAUACCAGGUGACAACUUAACCCCUCUGAUGGAUAGCAGCAGCGGCAGCCAGGACAAGAAAUCCAAAGGCAAUGAUCGCCGUGAAGCAAAAGAAGCUAAUGGCACUGCACAGCAUUUUGUUGAUUUCACGGAAGCAGAGGAAGAUCUUGUUUCCAGAAUGCACAGGCUUGUGGGGAACAGGUGGGAGAUUAUAGCAGGGAGAAUCCCAGGAAGGACAGCAGAAGAGGUAGAGAUGUUCUGGUCCAAAAAACACCAGGAAAGAUGAAAUCGAGGCCCUAGAUUUAUAUCGACAAUAUAUGCAAGUAUGUGCUGAUAAAUAAUCAAAACUGGCAAAAUUGAAGAAAGCCAAACAGUAUUAUUAUGGCAGCUCCAACAGUGAUAGUUCAACUAGCUCAUACAGAUUCACCUCAGCUGAAGAGCUGUCUUAUUUCCCAGCCAGGCUCGAUCAAACUACAAGGCUAUUGUUGGAGCCCACAGUGAGGUGUAGAUGAGAGGAAAGAAAUGAUAUGGGAUCCAUUAUAAGAUGUUUAUAGUUAAAUUAUCGGAAAGCUUGUCUUAUGUACUAUUCUUUAAAUGAUGUAGCAAAAUAUGAGCUAGUUUGCUAGCUCAAUCCUGGGUGAUGCCCUUAGUUUGCACAAGGAGUGCUGUGGAUUUGGCAUUAUCAAGUGAGUGAGAAGAGUUGCUGGUUUUCAGUUUGUGUA